AUGAGUUUUAGUGAUCCCGCCGCCGCGAACGCGGUGAACGCCACGAUCGCCGCGUUCGACGCGCUGGGCGUGAACGUCUACUUGCUGAGCUUGGACAUUCGAAAGGCGGAUGCCGUCUUCUUGAACGUGUGCGCGAUGUUAGUGUUCGCGGCGCAGAUAGGGUUCGCCAUGCUCGAGGUCGGAAGCGUGCGGGUGAAGAACACGAAGGGGAUCUUGUUGAAGAACGUGAUGGAUCUGUGCGCGAGCGCGGUGAGUUUCUUCCUGAUUGGGUACGGGUUGGCGCUGGGGAAAUCCGUCGGGGGCGGGGUCUUCGGCGGGCGCGUCGGCGACGGGUUCGCCAUGCGCACCGAUAAUUUGUCGGGUUCUGAAGCGACGGGGGACGUAGUGGUGUCGUACACGCAGGCGUUUUUUACGAUGUGUUUUUCGGCGACGUCGGCGACCAUCGUGAGCGGAGCCGUGGCGGAGAGGUGCUCGUUCAGGGCGUACUUUGUCGCGGCGACGCUCGUGAGUGGGUUGAUCUUCCCCGUGGUCGUCCACUGGUCGUGGGGAGACGACGGAUGGCUCGCACCGGUGCGGUCGCAGCAUAAACUGCUCUCCAGCGUUGGCGUGCUCGAUUACGCCGGGAGCGGUUUUGUGCACGUCGUCGGCGGCUGCGCCGCGUUUUGGCUCACAUAUCUCAUCGGCCCGCGUCAAGGGCGCUUCACCAAGGGCAAGCGAGCACCGAAUCCGAUGCCACAGCAAAGCCCAGUGUUUCAAGUCAUCGGGGGUCUCAUAAUGUGGUACGGCUGGUACGGAUUUACGUGCGGAUCCAUCAAAACCUUGGCUGGACCAAGGAUCGCGUCGCUCGCCCGCGUUGGUCUGAUACACACCCUCAGCGGCGCCGUCGGUGGAUGUACCGUGAUGGCGAUAGAUCUCUACUUGGAGCCGAACGUCUUUAUGCCGUUCCGAAUGAUUUACGGCUCGCUCUCCGCGCUCGUCGCAGCCAGCGCCUCUGCAGCGCACAUCCACAUUUCCAUCUCUCUCUGCAUCGCCUUCGUCGCCGGGUUUAUAUACGUCAUCACGUCACAUCUCAUGACGCACGUAUGGCGCCUGGACGACGUCGUCGAUGCGGUACCCAUCCACUUUUUUAACGGUAUCUGGGGCGUCAUCGCCGCCGCCCUGUUCAGCGAUAAACGGUUCCUCCAGCAGACGUACGGCGAGGCGUACGCGGGAUGUGGCCUCGUUUACGGAUGCGCCAAGGGUCCCGCUGUGCUGGGCAACGCAAUGCUUUACAUCGUUUCCAUCAUCAUCUGGGUAACAGUCACCUUUGUACCAGUGAUGUGGCUCAUCAAAAAGUACGGUUGGCUCCGAAUCUCGAGCGAACAGGAGCGCAUCGGUACCGAUGCGGCAUUACACGGCGGCGAGUCCUACCCUGAGUUCCAGUCGGCAAUAUUCAAUUUCAAGGACAAGAUCACAGGGAGCCAAUCCAAGUUAGAGAUGCGCGUUCGAGCCAGUGAGGCGGCAAAGAUUGCCACGACCUUGGCGGCGCUCAUGGACACCUCGGUCACGAGCGACGAGCAAAGUUUGCCGGAUUUUGACGAAUCUCCGUAA
Messenger RNA from Ostreococcus tauri, 1590 nucleotides. RefSeq names its product Ammonium transporter, conserved site. Lineage: Eukaryota; Viridiplantae; Chlorophyta; Mamiellophyceae; Mamiellales; Bathycoccaceae. Gene Ontology annotation, biological process: ammonium transmembrane transport; ammonium homeostasis. Gene Ontology annotation, cellular component: membrane. The record is from RefSeq and is a predicted model, not a curated record. Bases 1 to 1590 code for a protein of 529 amino acids. The transcript has a single exon. Gene Ontology annotation, molecular function: ammonium channel activity.